AAUAUUUGGUAGAAAUUUAGUAUCAGUUCUCGGGAUAGCACCUUGGGGCCAGUCGAACUUUAUGGGUGGCCCUUGCUUCCCUGGCUCUGUCCUUGGUAGGGUCUUCUUGCGAUAAUAGUUUUUAUUUGAAUAUAAUGAAACUGGAGAUCUUUGCCCAACCCCUUGUUUCUGACAGACGUAAGAAUAGCUGCAAUAUUUCCGAUGGUCCCUGAAGGCAGCGAUAGGGCAGAGGAGGAACCUUGGCAACGCUGUCACAAAGCUAACGUUAUUCGUGGACUGCUAAGCUUUUUUUUCGGUGCACCAGUGUUGUCAACAUGUACUUAAAUGUUUAUUUAGGCUUUUUAAUAUUUCAUUCUUAAGUUCCCUCAAAGGCGUGUUAACACGUUCAUAAUGAAGGUUUUUAACGAGCCAAGCUAGCCUCGCUAGCAGACUUUGUCUUCGACGUAGCAACAAUCAGCCCGAGCGAGUUGUUGUUAGCUUAAGACUAGCUUGGUGAACAUGGCGAUUGUGUCUGGUUCCUGUGCCAGGGUAGACGGCUCGAGAAACGGGCCUUCUGUGUCAGCUACACCCUCUGGAUCCGUUGGACAAUCUCAGCCCAUGAUAGCGGUGUGGGAAUGGCAGGAUGACCAGGGCUACUGGCGGCCUUAUAGCGGCCAAGUGAGCGCUUACAUCGAGCGUUGUCUGUCACCGCGCGGGCACAGAGGAGGUGGAGGACCCGGCUCAACGAGCAUCUGCCUCGGACAAUCAGACCCCAGCCUUUCGCCUUACCUCAUCGACAUACCAAGCUUGAAGCAGUUUCGACAGGACACGGGGAAGACACGGUCAGUACGCCGGUCUCUGUUUGCCCAGUCUUCAGGCCUGGGCAGUGGUGUUUAUUGGGAAUGGGCCAAUGAUGAAGGAGGCUGGACUCCAUAUGAGACUCGAACCUCCAUUCUUUUGGAGCACAGCUAUCAGGCCCGCCAGGGCACAGCAGACUUGGGCCCACAUGGAUACAAUUACAUUGUGGAUCUCACAUCAUUGGCUCAAGUGAAUAAAUCAACGGGCUUCAGACGUCAGGUGCGCCGGCAGUGCAGCCUCCCCUACCCAUUGGCCUCCUCUGGGCCCCCGGCCAUCCCAUCAGGGCUUGCUUGCUCCUGUCAGCAGUGUCUGAGCCACAGCAGCACAGGACCCAUGCCCAGCCGGUCACGACAUUCCUUUUCUUCAGGCAGUCUGAACCGCCCAAGUCUCCAAGGGACAGGAAGAGCUGCAGCAGCUCACCCUACCUCUGUCUACUCGCCAUAUCCCAGAAGACCCCUCUCUGUGGGGGGGGUGUCCUGGGGUAGUCCCUGGCUUCCACCGGCCUCUGGUAGUCAAAUCCCUGCUCCUCAUCUGACCACCUCCACAAGUGCCAACGGCUUAAGUGUUCCUUCCAUCUCCGUGCAGCUGAAUGGGUCCACCAGCGUGAGCUCUGCCCUGGCAGGCAUGGCCUCCAUUUUGAUGUCAGCAGUGGGACUCGGCGUGCACUUCACCUCUGCCCCCCUCCCUCAGCAGCAGCCUCAGCAGCAUCAGCCGCCUCCUCCUUUCUCUCUUCCUCCUCCUCCUCCUCUCCUCCCCACUGCCAGCAGGCCCAGCAAGCCCCACAGCAGCAGCAGUUCACUUAGGAGAGCAAAGAGGCAGCACAGGAGAGCCUCACCUCAGAGGCCUGAGGAGGUGAUUCAGCGCUACAUGGAGAUGGUCGCCGGAGCUUCGGAUGAGGACUGUAUUAUCUGCAUGGAUCAACUGUCCAAUCCGUCCAGCUACGAGACCCAGUCCUCAGAGGAGGGAGGCCAGAGCAUCCUUCCAGAAGCUGUGGGGAAAUUCAUCAAAUGUGGCCACACUCUGCACAUGCUCUGCAUGCUGGCCAUGUACAACAAUGGAACAAAGGACGGCAGCUUGCAGUGUCCCUCUUGUAAGACAAUCUAUGGAGAGAAGACGGGAACCCAGCCCAAAGGCAAGAUGGAAAUUUACAGCAUCGCCCAGUCGCUGCCAGGACAUCCAGACUGUGGCACCAUCCAGAUCAUCUACAGCAUCCCUCCUGGCGUUCAGGGCCCGGAGCACCCCAACCCCGGACAGCCGUACACCUGCAGAGGCUUCCCUCGUUUCUGUUUCCUCCCAGACAACGACAAGGGCAGGAAGGUUCUGGAGCUGCUGAAGGUGGCCUGGAUGCGCCGCCUCAUCUUCACUGUGGGAACAUCCAGCACCACCGGAGAGCCCGACACCGUGGUGUGGAACGGCAUCCACCACAAAACCGAGAUGAUGUCCAAUUUAUCCGGCCAUGGCUACCCCGACCCCAACUACCUGGACAAUGUUCUGUCUGAGCUGGCGUCUCAGGGCGUGACAGAGGACUGCCUCAGACCUCCAGGAAGCAGCAGCAGCAGCUAGGUCGCAGCUUCGCUCUUCCUCUCUCCGCUGUCCAUCAAGUCAACCCUCCUCUGUGGCCGGGUGGACCUCUUAAAAACCCCCGUGUCUGUUCACGUCUGCCCAAACCUCAUCCAGCAAGCGAAGGGACAAGCAGCACAUAUUCCACGAGGCUGGAGAUUAAACAUGUCAUGAAGCACUUUAGUUACGACGGUGCAUUUAGCUGAUGAGAUGCGAGUUAUUUUCCAGGUAAAAGGGCAGUUAAGUUGUUUUCAGAUGGGAAACGCGUGCAGUCGAGUGUAUGUGCUGGAAACCUUGGAGUUGAGCGCGGUGACACACUGAAACUACAAGUAGCGAAGUCAGUAUAUAUUAGUGUAUUUGAUGAGAUGAGGCAAUACAGAAUCAUUGUAAAUAAAAAAUAUGGACAAACAGGUUUAAAUGCCAUAAAGCUGUUUGUUAAUUACAUUGUUAACACUACUGCAGAUUGGCCAUGUUACAUUAAAUCAGCGAUGAGCAGACGGUGACAUCCUACAGCCUUCCUUCCUCCAUCUCUUAAUGUUACGCUUUGUGUUGCUAUAUUUAUGAGUAGGGAUAAGACGAUGACAUAGUUGGCUUAAAGAAAGAUGGAAAGGACCACUGAGGUGAAAUCUCUUAUUUUUUCUUAAGUUUUGGUUGAAGAUUUGACAGUGUGACAAUCAAAGUCAUCAGACUUGUCUUGGUUUAAGCAAGGUAAGUGAAACUGCAGCAGAGGUAGUCAUGUUCCCACAGGCUGCAACAUCCAUUAUUCUGCUCAUAGUACUGCAGUACUGUCGCUCUACUGAGUCUUGACAUGUGUACAAACUAAAUAAAAAAAAAAAAAGAAAAAGUAUCUGCAAUAAACAAGUGAUGCAAAAAGAU
Molecule: messenger RNA, 3273 nt
Organism: Melanotaenia boesemani (Boeseman's rainbowfish)
Lineage: Eukaryota; Metazoa; Chordata; Actinopteri; Atheriniformes; Melanotaeniidae
Gene: dtx2
Product: deltex 2, E3 ubiquitin ligase
Exons: 9
Coding region: 499-2400 (633 amino acids)
Biological process (GO): protein ubiquitination; Notch signaling pathway
Cellular component (GO): nucleoplasm
Molecular function (GO): ubiquitin protein ligase activity; zinc ion binding
Source: RefSeq, a predicted model, not a curated record